AUGUACUCGGAUAUUUGGAAUUACGAUUUCUCCAUUUGGAUACCUUUCAACUCAGUACGCUGUCUGAGUAUGAAUGUCAUAAUAAUGUAUGUUUGGUGUUUAAGUCUCAUCAAACAUGGAUUUCAAUUUAUUAAUCAAAGUUUAAGUAUUCUACCAGAAUUAAAUGUAAUCAAAAAGCCUUCUAUAGGAGUAACAAGAAUAAGAUUAAAUGCCAGUGAAGUUAAUUCACGAUUAAAUGAACUCUUCCAACUUCAUUUAAAUCUUGAAAACGUUGCAAAAAUGAUAAAUGAAUUAUUUUCAUUACCAAUGUUGAUUGCGCUUUUGAUGCAAUUUUCGCAGUCGAUUGCUAAUGUGUAUACAAUUGCGAUUUUUAUAAAUACAAAAAUGUACCGAUCUUGGAAAACUACCAGACGUAUUUUUGGAAUUACAGGCUGGCUUGGCUUACGUCUGAUUUUGAUAUUUUAUGUGGUGGAUAUUUGUAAUGCUACUUGUAGGGAGGCUAAUCGAAAAGCGAUUAUUUUACACGAAUUAUGGAGCACAUUGAAAUUAAAAGGAAAUAGAGAGACGUUGAAAAAUAUUUCGAUUCGAUUAUUGCAAAAACCACUGGAAAUAAAUUUAUAUGAUUCGUUAAAUCUCAAUCAUCAAAUAUUUUAUAAGAUGUGUGGACUAUUGAUAACUUAUUUAAUCAUCAUUAUUCAAAUCGAUAAGAAUCAAUUACGUCUCAUCUUGAGAUCAUUAAGGAAUGUUAUUGAAACUGCAAUUUCUCUUGGAAUGCGUGAAAUUUUAAAAAUUUUACCUGAAGUUGAAAUAGCUCACAGUGUUCGCAAAAAAGUAAAAACCAUCAGAUUAAGUCCUCAUGAAGUAGACAUUCGAUUAAAUGAACUAAGCCAGUUACAUUUUGAUCUUAAACAUCUGGUCAAAAUGUUCAGUGAAUUACUUUCACUACCUCUAUUAAUUGCUUUAACAAUGCAGCUCUUUCAUAUAAUUCUUAAUACAUACAUGAUAUCAAUAUUUAUUAACAACGGACGGCAUCGAUCUUGGAGAGGUAUUCGAGGUCUCACAGCUCUUACAGCUUUUCUUUUAUUACGUCUUAUACAAUUGUUCAGUAUCGUUAAUGUUUGUGAUGCUACAUGUCAAGAGGCAAAUCGCAAGGCAAUUAUUCUUCAUGAGUUCUGGGCUUCUAGAAGACCUGAAGGUUCUAAAGAUAGGGUGAAUAAUGUAGUUACGUAG
Chelonus insularis is the source of this 1230-nucleotide messenger RNA. RefSeq lists its product as uncharacterized. Gene Ontology annotation, biological process: chemosensory behavior; male courtship behavior; sensory perception of taste. The record is from RefSeq and is a predicted model, not a curated record. The transcript is spliced from 9 exons. The coding region runs from base 1 to 1230 and encodes 409 amino acids. Gene Ontology annotation, cellular component: axon; neuronal cell body; membrane. NCBI's taxonomy places the organism in Eukaryota, Metazoa, Arthropoda, Insecta, Hymenoptera, Braconidae.